UAAGUCACUAAACGCGUGUUCCAUGCGGUACCUACUUAAAAUAAACUAAUCCUAAAUUAUUUGAUUCGAAGCGAAGCUUUUUCGGCACAGUAAAUUAUCAUUAUUAUUAAUUUAUAUCCAAAAUGCAGAAACAAGUGCCUGCUAAAGGUAAAAAACGUAAAGCAAAUACAAACUUAGUAACAUCGGAACCUAAAAAUGUGAAACAAAACUCUUUGGUUAACUCUGAUAAUAAAAAUAGCAUCUUAGAUCCUAAAAAUAUUAACAAAAACGUUAAUAAGAAUAAAAAUAAACAAAAAAAUCAAAAUACUGUUAAUUUGGCACCUAUUUUAGCCCAGUCUAAUCUGGCAACUUCCACAGACAAAAAUAACACUAAAAAUGACACAAACAUAAAAAAAUUUGACAAUUCUGGGAAGAACAAACAACAACAGAAAUCAAAACCAACUCCGCUAGCAGAAAAAAACGUUAUUGAUGCAGGUGGAAUUAAAAUUGAAAACGACAUUAAAAAAGAGACUGAUUCGAAUGCGGCUAAAAAAAAAAGGAGAAACAAGCGUAAAAAGAUACCCGCACAAGCAACCUUGCUUAAUGAAAAUGGUAUGAAUGACUCGAGUGAUGAUGAAGACGUACCUGACAAAAGUAUACCUCAAAAACAGACUCAGACUCAGAAACCUAAGAAAAAUGUACUUAAAAUAAAUAAUACACUGCCUGUCGUGCAUAAAACUGAAAACGAAGCAGAUGUGUCUAGUGACGAUGAAGCCCCACCUGCAAAUGACAAGAAGAGUGCCAACUUACCUGACGCAGUGCAGAAGAAGAAGAAAAAUAAACGCAAGAAGAAGAAUGCGGCGACCAAGGUUGAAAUUUCAAAUGGUAAUGAAUCUUCAAAUAACCAAGGAGAAAAAACACCUCAACAAGCACUUAAAAGUAAGAAAAAUAAACAAAACAUUGCAAAUGGCAAAAAUACUGAAGAAUCCAGUGAAGAUGAAGACUCCAGUGAAAAACCUCAAACGAUUAUAAAUCAAAACGGUAAAGCACAGUCAUCAAAUGCAUCUUCAGCGUCUAGUGAUGAAGAACCACCGAAAAAGGAUGGUAAAGUCAAACUGAACAAUAAAGAUAUAAAAACGGCCGCCUUGUUGAAGGUUAAGCAUGAGGCAGACAAAAUAGAUAUGUCCGAAAGAUAUCCCAUAUUGAAAGAUCAAAAGUUUGUGGAAUCUUUCAUGAAUGUUAAAAUCACUAACGGUCAGAAAGGUCGCAUAAGGCAAGCCUUGUUUAAACAGUUCAAAGACAUACCAGACGAACAAAAACCAGACCUAAUCCAUGCGAGAAUUCAAGCCAUGAUCAAAGGAACUAUCAUGAAUGAUUCACAAUUACGCAGAAUUCGGAUUCUAUAUAAUAUGCUGAAAGAGACACUUAAGAAGCUGGGACACAAAACUCCUGUCGUAGAAAAUUUAAGUAAAGAGAAAAAGCAAAAGGUUUCCAAAGAGCAAGAGAAGGUUAAGGGGCCAAAGAGAUAUGUGGUGUUUGUAGGAAAUCUACCAGUGGGAAUUCAAAAGGAGAGACUUACACAUCAUUUCUUAGACAUAAGUGACAACAUUAAGGACAUCAGAUUGCCUGAAACUCCAGAAGGCAAGAAAGCUGCAAUUGCCUAUAUCGAACUAGAUAAUGAAACAAGUUAUGAGCUGGCACUGUCAAAGAAUCACACAAUGUUGGACAACAGGAGAAUCAACGUACAGUAUUCCGUGCAGAAGAACAGUAAAAUAACAUUAACCGAAGCCAAGGGUAAAUCAGCGAAACUGUUGGCCUUACAGAAAGCUGGAAAGCUUAUCGGUAGCGUCCCGCUGGAGCAGAAGCGAAGUCAACGUCGUAACAAGAUGAAAAAAAUGCGCGCUGAAGCCGAAGCUACGGCGUGAGCUUAAAUACAAACCGGUGUAAUGGAACCGUUACCAGACGGUACAGGCGGCGCUUCUGAACUAAUAAAAUAUCUCAAAUAGAUACUAGUGUACUGUAGAGAUGCAUCAUUCUAAUUAACUUAAAUUAUUUAAGCUAAAAUGAAAAACUAAAUCAGAUUCAACAAACUCAAAAAAAAAAACGAUAAACUUCUUCUCAAGAUCUUUACAUGCAUUGCACAUGUUAAUACAUUAUAAUGUAUCUCAAUAAUGUUAUUGUUUUUGUUAUCAUUCUCCGAUAUAUAUAGAACAUAAUAUGUUAUUAUAUUAAGCUGUUAAAACGUGACGAAUGUUAUAAAUCUAUGUAAUAAUUGUGUUGUCAGCUGACUCGAGGUCAACGCCCCAUAGUUGUGUCAAGUGUUGUAUGACGUGUUGAAUCCACAAAGUCUGGUACCUUUAUAGAGAUAUGAACUUGAUAUUAUAACUACAUAGCCAUCUAAUCUGUUAUGUUUUUAUUAGAUUUUAUCGCAAGUUCGAUUUUGGCAAUGGUUCCUUUAAGUCCUGUAUGAUUUUAUAAA
This is a messenger RNA of Bombyx mandarina (wild silkworm), 2458 nucleotides long. RefSeq lists its product as uncharacterized. Gene Ontology annotation, molecular function: RNA binding. The record is from RefSeq and is a predicted model, not a curated record. NCBI's taxonomy places the organism in Eukaryota, Metazoa, Arthropoda, Insecta, Lepidoptera, Bombycidae.